This is a messenger RNA of Symsagittifera roscoffensis, 2472 nucleotides long. RefSeq lists its product as uncharacterized. The transcript has 9 exons. NCBI's taxonomy places the organism in Eukaryota, Metazoa, Xenacoelomorpha, Acoela, Convolutidae. Bases 130 to 2274 code for a protein of 714 amino acids. The record is from RefSeq and is a predicted model, not a curated record.
AGAAUGAGUCUCUCUGUCCGACAAAAGAGUUUAAGUAGCUAAAAUAAUCACCGAAUCUUCGUGAUCAUAUAUAUCUUAUAUGAACUUAUGUGUUCUUGGAUCUAACGAGGGAAACGAAUUGUGUCUCUGAUGGAGCCUCAGUCUACAAUGAUGGAGCCUCAGUCUACAAUGAUGGAGCCUAUGGAGACAAAUAUUCCGCCGAGUUCAAAUGAGGUCACAAUGGCGCCGACACACGAGAUCCAAAUGGCGAAACAGAGCGAUAAGACAUCAUCAGCAGAAUCGGAAAAAUUGGAAGUUGCAUUGGCUAUCUUGAGCUUGGAAAACGGCGUGCUUAUUCCUUGGAUGGUAGAAAACAAGUUUUUGAAGAAAAUUGAACAGUGUCCAAAAUGCAAAGGCGAAGUGUUUCUGGCUCCUAAAAGUAACCUUCGUGACCAGUUUGCCUGGCUUUGCAAGUCUGAGAAAAGAUGUAUUUGGAGCUCAUUUGUUCGGAUCAAUUCAAUUUGCGAGAGGGCAAAGUUGAGUUUAGCACAAAUAGUGGGCUUAACUUACGAGUGGGCCAGUGGUUCAAAGCUCGCCGAGGCUUCUUUGAGACUUGAUAUUUCUAUUCACACCGCGGUUACUUGGUUUACUUUACUGAAAGGACGUUUCAAACCAGAAAUUAAAGACAGUAUUUUGAAGUUGCUGUUAUCCGCUGACGAGAUGCAUAUUGGUUCGAAUGGCAAUACAAGUGAUUACGGAGCAUUUGAGACGCUGAUAACUUUCGAGAAUAACUCCAGGCAAACAAAUGGAACUAACACCAGCUCAGAUAAGAUCGGAAAACUUGGAGGUCUCGUUAAAGACAAAAAUGGAAAAAGAAUAGAAGAGUACACGGAACCUCUACGGACUCCUUCAGUCGACCCCAAAGAACUGGAGGCUGCAAGAAGUAUCGAUGAAACUAAUGGACCAUACGCAGUGUUAGUAAGAAUGCAGCGAGGAGUAAUUCUGUGGAUGGUAGAGAACCACGUCCUUCACAAACAUGAAGCAUGUCCCACUUGUGACAGUGAAAUCAAACUAAGCGUCAAAGAAAACUUGCAGGACGGAUAUUGGUGGAAAUGUCAAAACGAAGAGAAAGAUUGUCCAUGGACUGGAUAUGUGAGAACCCUCUCUAUUUGCGAUAAAGCAAAAAUGGGUUUAGCCAAAAUUGCGAUCAUUUGUUUCAACUGGGCGACAGAAAUACCUCCGAAAAUAACGGCCGAAAUGGUGACAAUAUCGUACCCUACUAUUAACAUGUGGUAUAAAACACUAAGGACGCAGGCGUCUCCUAAAGUGAAAGGAUGCAUGUUGAGGUAUUCAAAAAUAGUGGAAAGUAUGCCUGAUGAGUCGAAGACUGAGAAGUUUCUGCAUGAGAAGGAAGGAACUGUUUUCGAGAGGUCAACAUCAGAGAAGUUCAUGGAUGUUAUCAUAGCAGAAAUAGCCAAGAAAGAAGCCUAUAGUUCAGUGGAGGACAGUUCGAGACCAGUCUACAGGUCGCAAGCAGAGCGGCGAACGUUCGAAGAAAUCAAGAAAGAAAGAGAUCCGGAGAAAAUACGAGAGCUGUUGGCUAAGCAACGUCGCAGAGAGUACAAAAGGGAGCACCAGAGUGAACAGAGGACCAGAAUGAAGAAUGUGAUAGCCAGACGAGUGGGCAGACCAAGGACACAGCCACAGCCGGCUCGCAAAUCACCAGGGCGAAAGCCACGUCCUAUACUGCCAAGGUUGGAUCUAUCCUCUGUCGGCCUGGAGGCACCUUUUGUGACACUGCAUGAUAACAUGGAGUCCAAACCAAAAAAAUUCAAGUUGACCCAUGUGCAGAGUGGUCCAGACGGCAGUGUGGUGAUGCAGAUUGAACCUAUUGGACCAGAUAUUUCUUCAGAAGGGUCCUUGGAUACGAAUUCUACAUAUCACACAAGAGACCGUAGCAAACCGAAACCGGGAAGGAUGGCGUUGAACUCGUCAGCUGCACAAGGAGUGCGACUGUUGCUCAACCAGCUUAAAAAGGGAACCAGAAGUAGCUUAGCAGAUUAUUUCAUGCAGCAAAAACCAAAUGACAGAUGUCCCGGUUGUCUGGAACCCAAAGCUGCAGAGAGCAAGGAAAGCCCAGUGGAAACCCAACCCCAACCGAGCCCUACUCUUGUACAAAGCACUUCAACAUCUUCAGACGCUGAAGCUGUAGUGGUGGAAGAAAGCAUCAGCAUGGUGGUUGAGCAGGUUAACCCUGAAGUUGAGCCAAGUUCAACUUCAAACUCUGAUAAUUGAUGCCAAUUCAUUGCAAUCAUCAAUUUUGAUAAACAUUUCAAAACAUUUCUAUUCUGGAUUGUGGACACUAAUAGUCCCUUUACAGCUUUAUUUCUACUACUUUGAGUUAAUGGCAAAUGGAAUGAGUUCAGCCUGCACUUGUGGGCCUUUGAUUGGGUUUUGUACUAGUAGUUUUCGUAAUUUAUUAUCUUGAACCUG